This is a messenger RNA of Pelobates cultripes (western spadefoot toad), 216 nucleotides long. The record is from the annotation of a GenBank genome assembly. Lineage: Eukaryota; Metazoa; Chordata; Amphibia; Anura; Pelobatidae.
ACCUCCUGUGCUGACAGCCGCAUGGCUGUCAGUAUCAGUGAGUGUGCCGCUGGAUCGCUUAGGCGGCCGCCCGGCACACUCACUGAUCCUGACAGCUGUCAGCACAGGAGAUGGGGCCGCCGGCCGCAAGGUGAGUAUUCACCUCAGAGUGUGCCGCCGGACCGGCCACCCGGCGGCACCGACAUGCGGCCGGCGGCCGCGAUAUUAUUAAAGUAA